AUGAAUCAAAUUAUCCCUCUAACUAAACAACUAAAUGAUUUAAAUAAUAAGCUUGGCUCCCAAAUUACUUGUGAACGAAAGUCUCGUGCUAAUCUUAAUACCAAGCAGUUAAAAGAAAUAGAAUCACUAAAGUCUGAGAUUAAUUUGAAGGAUUUUGAAAUUACCUCUUUUGAGGCUAGAAUAAAUGAAUUGGAGGCUGAUGUAAGUGAUCUGGAAGAUGAACUAGAACAGAUCUCUUUAAAACCAGAUUCGUCAUCUAAUGAUUCGAAAACAGGUGGCGAUGCAGUAGAAGAAGUAUCCGGUUUCUCUAAAAUACUCUCUUUUUCUUCACAUCACUCAGAGCCUGAACACGAUGAAAGCAAAGUAAAAGAUGUGGUGGAGCCCCUCAUAGACUAUGUCUGCAAUAAGCAGAAAGAGAAACUCGAUAAUAUUCAAGCCUUACCUAUUGUUACAUUAGGG
Messenger RNA from Racocetra persica, 459 nucleotides. The record is from the annotation of a GenBank genome assembly. Lineage: Eukaryota; Fungi; Glomeromycota; Glomeromycetes; Diversisporales; Gigasporaceae.